This is a messenger RNA of Fopius arisanus, 2419 nucleotides long. It is a transcript of the gene Mtmr6, whose product is annotated as Myotubularin related protein 6. NCBI's taxonomy places the organism in Eukaryota, Metazoa, Arthropoda, Insecta, Hymenoptera, Braconidae. The transcript is spliced from 4 exons. Gene Ontology annotation, biological process: phosphatidylinositol dephosphorylation. Gene Ontology annotation, molecular function: phosphatidylinositol-3,5-bisphosphate phosphatase activity; metal ion binding; phosphatidylinositol-3-phosphate phosphatase activity. Gene Ontology annotation, cellular component: membrane; cytoplasm. The record is from RefSeq and is a predicted model, not a curated record. Bases 370 to 2373 code for a protein of 667 amino acids.
CUGUUAUUGCUGUGUGCACGUGUACAUAGGUACAUUGUCAAAGCUCUCAUCUAUUGAAGCGAUCACUGCUGUUCACCCUCUCCCCUUAAAUCAUUACUUCACACAUGAUAAUAUAUUGGCUCAUCAGAGAACACCGAUUGUCAUUGUAAUUCCGGAUAAACAAAUCUUAUCAUGUGGAAAUAGCGAGCCUCACGAGGGUUCGCUUUAUUGCACCCAAAGUCUUUUAACUUAUGGUUGAAGGUUAUGAUUCAAUUAGUCUUUUUUAUUCAAUUAGUUCUCAGGUGAUACGAGUGAUUGUCAGUAUUUUAGUUUUAAUGAAAGGUAUUCAAGGUUUGGCUUAAGUAAUUCUUGGUGAAGAAAACUUGAAGAAUGGCUCAGAUUGAAACGGGAAAGGUGGAAAAUGUGAGGCUGAUGGAUAGGUACAGUAAUAAUCAUCUGGUAGGCACUCUGUAUCUCACUGCUACACACUUCGUAUUCACGGAUCCGGUUGCAAAGAAGCAGAUUUGGGUUUUAAACACUCACAUAGCAUCCAUUGAGAAACAACCUCUGACGACAGCCGGAUCUCCACUGCACAUUCGCUGCAAGCACUUUCUAACAAUAAUCUUCAUAAUAACAAAAGAACGUGACUGCCAUGAUAUAUACGUGACCCUCAUGCGUCUCUCCUCGCCAUCGAGAAUCGAGGAUCUUUACUGCUUCAACGCCUACCGAGCUGGCAACACCCGAAGCAAUUCAGACGGUUGGAGUCUAUUUGAUAUCCAAUCCGAGUAUCAACGCCAGGGCCUCCCCAACAGCGAGUGGGCACUUUCUUAUCUAAACUCAAACUAUGAACUUUGCGAUACAUACCCUCGUUACAUCUACGUACCCUCAACCUGUACAAAUAGUAUCCUCUCAGGUUCAGCAAAGUUCAGAAGCAAAGGAAGACUCCCAGUCUUGACUUAUCUUCACUCCAACAAAGCAGCUAUCUGCAGAUGCAGCCAGCCUCUCUCAGGCCUCAACGCAAGAUGUCCAGAGGAUGAACAAAUGCUCUAUCACAUUCUCUGCACGAAUCCAACGUCGAAAUUCAUGUACGUAGUGGACUCAAGGCCGCGAAUAAACGCCAUGGCAAAUAGAGCAGCUGGGAAAGGUUACGAGAACGAGAAUUUCUAUGACAACAUAAAAUUUCGUUUCUUCGGCAUUGAAAAUAUUCAUGUAAUGAGAACAAGCCUGGCAAAAUUGAUGGAGCUGCAGAGAACAUCAUCGAUGUCUGCAUUUUUGAAGGGAUUAGAGAGCAGUGGCUGGCUGAAACACAUCAGAUCGAUUUUGGAAACUGGCUGGUUCAUUGCUAAAGCUAUAUCGAAUGGAAUAAGUGUGGUUAUUCAUUGCAGCGAUGGUUGGGACAGAACCGCUCAGGUUUGCUCCAUUGCUGCAUUGCUACUAGAUCCUUUCUACAGGACUAUUCAGGGCUUUCAGGCUCUAAUCGAAAAGGAUUGGCUUUCAUUCGGACAUAAAUUUACUGAUAGAUGUGGACAUAUUACAGGAGAUCCAAAAGAGUUAGCUCCAAUUUUUACACAAUUUAUUGAUGCUACUUAUCAGCUUUAUCGACAAUAUCCUUAUAUGUUCCAGUUUAAUGAGUAUUUUCUAUUGAAUUUGCAUGAUAACGUGCACAGCUGUGAGCAUGGAACUUUUGUUGGAAACAGUGAGAAGGAGAGGGACUUACUUAAAUUGUCUGAGAGAACAAGAUCCCUCUGGGGAGAUAUUGCCACGCAAAUUAAUGAGUUUAUUAAUCCUCUAUAUGCUUGCAAUAAGUUCAAAGAUGAGUGUAAUAAGGUGCUUGAACCGAAAUUAUCGCCGCAGUGUAUUGAAUUGUGGAGGGGAAUGUAUUUCAGGUUUGAGAAUGGAAUUCAUGCGAGAGAGACUGGCCAAGAUUUUUUGCUGACAGUUCAUAAUCAUACAUUGAGUUUGGAAGAUCAUGUGAAAUUUCUCAUUAAGAGGAUCAAUGGACUUGGCAUUAUCGGGAGUAAGAAAAAUCAUUCUGAACCAAAGUAUAAUUAUGAUAAGGAUAAAUUUAGUUCAGAGGCCGAAGAGAUCAUCGUAGACAAGGAGUUGAGUCAAGUGGAGCUGGAGAAAACCAAAAUUACGUUGCAGGAAAUCGAGGGGGAGAUGAAGACUGUUGCUGUUGAGUGGAUAUCGAGCAGUAAAGUAAAGCAGUGCAAGUGUUCUAUUACCUUCGAUGCAUUUAGAAAAAAGAAUCACUGUUGGUCAUGCGGACAUGUAUUCUGCACACGUUGCAUGCCAGACAAGGAUACAUUUACAUCUUUACCAGGACACUCAUCUCAACGUGCUGUACCAGUGUGCGAAAGAUGCGCCCAGUCUUCUCCCUACUGCCCCUCCUGAAGAAGUCACACAUUCGUGAAAAAAAUGUCAAUAUGUGUAGAAAACA